CACACGCAUCAGCUGAAACUCUGUGAUUUUGGUAGUGCAAAAGUUUUGGUGAAAGGAGAACCCAAUGUUUCCUACAUCUGUUCUAGAUACUACCGCGCUCCAGAACUCAUAUUCGGUGCCACUGAAUAUAUGACUGCUAUAGAUAUAUGGUCUACAGGUUGUGUGAUGUCUGAAUUACUUCUUGGACAGCCUUUGUUUCCCGGAGAGAGUGGAGUUGAUCAGUUAGUUGAGAUUAUCAAGGUUUUGGGAACACCUACCAGGGAGGAGAUAAAAUGCAUGAAUCCAAACUAUAUUGAAUUUAAGCUCCCGCAGACAAAGCCUCAUCCAUGGCACAAGGUCUUCCAAAAACGUUUGCCUCCAGAAGCUGUGGACCUGGUUUGUAGGUUUUUUCAGUACUCCCCCAAUUUGCAAUGCACUGCUCUGGAAGCUUGCACUCACCCGUUCUUCGAUGAAUUGAGGGACCCCAACACUCGCCUUCCGAAUGGCCGUCCUCUUCCUCCACUCUUUAAUUUCAAACCACAAGAGUUAUUAGACAUUCCACCUGAUACUCUCCAUCGGCUUAUGCCAGAGCAUGCUUGAAAGCAGAAUUUGUUCAUGGCUUUGCAUACCUAGCAUCAGCUGUUUUCAGUAAUUUUUGCAUAUUUGAAAUUGCCUCUGGAACGGUAGUAUGGUCUUGUAGACAUCUGUAAAAUUCCACUUGCCCUAUGUAUCUAUAUAUUAAUGCUUGACAUUCCGAUCAAAAGAUUUGCAUUGGAGUUCCCAGGACAAUUGUGAGACGCGAGGCUUUGAGUUUGUAUGUCAAUGGAGGUGGUUUCUUUUGAU
This is a messenger RNA of Camellia sinensis, 822 nucleotides long. RefSeq names its product shaggy-related protein kinase delta. Gene Ontology annotation, molecular function: ATP binding; protein serine/threonine kinase activity. Gene Ontology annotation, biological process: cell differentiation; peptidyl-threonine phosphorylation; signal transduction. Gene Ontology annotation, cellular component: cytoplasm; nucleus. The record is from RefSeq and is a predicted model, not a curated record. NCBI's taxonomy places the organism in Eukaryota, Viridiplantae, Streptophyta, Magnoliopsida, Ericales, Theaceae.